AUGGCCGUGUCAGUUUUCUACCUUCUUUUUUCUAAUCAUAUCACCACCUCCCAGAUGGUCGACAUCAGGAAGCAGACCGACUGGCUCCGUCGAUGGCUCGCCACCCAGCUCAUGCCAGAUGACUCGGACGAUUCGCAGUCGAGCGAGACAGAGGCUGAUGGUCAAGAAAUUCCUACACAGAGGUGGCUAUCCGAUCCGGAAACAGCAGAUGUCCCGGAACAGCCGCGCGACGAGCCCCCGCCCCCGCCCGACAAUGGCGAUAGAGAUGUCAGUAAUAUCGGUGUAGCCGACACUCCCACCAACAGAGAUGUCGAUUGUAUCGGUGUAGCUGACUCUCCUGCCGACAAAGACGAUAUCGACGACAAGCCAUGGGGAGAUCGAAUCCGCGAUUAAUGCGCACCGAGGUUCACCGAGCUGGAGGCUAUUUUUCUGCCAAGCAGCGUGCCGUGCCACCAGAAUUACGACUGUGCAUCGGCAGGGAGGGAUUUGUGCGCAUCUUCGACCACACAACUGUGCAGUGGGAAGAUGUCGAGC
Lasiosphaeria miniovina is the source of this 534-nucleotide messenger RNA. RefSeq lists its product as uncharacterized. The coding region runs from base 1 to 393 and encodes 130 amino acids. The record is from RefSeq and is a predicted model, not a curated record. The transcript has 2 exons. NCBI's taxonomy places the organism in Eukaryota, Fungi, Ascomycota, Sordariomycetes, Sordariales, Lasiosphaeriaceae.